Medicago truncatula (barrel medic) is the source of this 1334-nucleotide messenger RNA. RefSeq names its product glucose-induced degradation protein 8-B homolog. Bases 232 to 882 code for a protein of 216 amino acids. NCBI's taxonomy places the organism in Eukaryota, Viridiplantae, Streptophyta, Magnoliopsida, Fabales, Fabaceae. Gene Ontology annotation, molecular function: protein binding. The transcript is spliced from 9 exons. The record is from RefSeq and is a predicted model, not a curated record.
AUUUAAAACUACAUGGAAUAAUAAUUUAUAUAUUUUUUUUUCUCUGGUGAAAUUUCUCCCUUCUCUAAACAUCACCCUCCAGCACGUUCCCCGACCACCGCACGCCACCAGAUCGGAGAAUCUUUGUCUUCCUCCUCCACGUGUUUGCGACGGAACCACCACACCCCGCCGCCACCACUCUGCUCCUAUUCGGGCAUAUUCGGAGAAUCCCAAUUCCACGCCUAUUCAACCAUGGACGUUGAUCCUCGCCAAUAUGAUAAUAUUGCAAUAAGUGAAAAGGAUGUCUCCAACAUUGUUCUGUCAUACCUUAUACAUAAUUGCUAUGAAGAAUCAGCAGAGUCAUUCAUGGCCGGCACUGGGGCGAAGCGGCCUACCGAUUAUUUGGAUAACAUGGAGAAAAGAAAAAAAAUCUUCCACUCUGUACUGGAGGGAAAUGCACUUAAGGCUAUUGAGCUCACUGAGCAGCUGACACCAGAAAUUUUAGUGAAGAAUACAGAUUUGUUGUUUGAUCUUCUAAGCCUUCAUUUUGUAGAGCUUGUCCGCUCUAGGAAAUGCACAGAAGCUUUGGACUUUGCUCAGACUAAGUUGAGCCCUUUCGGAAAGGACGGACAAUAUACGGAAAAACUUCAAGAUUUUAUGGCCCUUCUUGCUUAUAAAGAGCCAGAGGAUUCCCCAAUGUUUCAUUUGCUUAGCUUGGAAUAUCGUCAAGAGCUUGCUGAUAGUUUGAAUCGAACUAUCCUUGCAUACUUUAACCUUCCCAACUACACAGCAAUGGAGAAGCUUAUACAGCAAACCACAGUAGUUAGGCAAUGCUUAAAUGAGGAGGCUGGAAAGGACGCGCCUCAAGUAUUUUCUUUGAAAGAAUUUCUUAAAAGGAGAUGAGAAAGCAAUGACAUAUCUUCCAUGAAUUGUGGAUUGAAGCACAAUUGCCUUAUGCACGAUUAUCUUAUUAUACAUUUGUUGCCAAAUGUUGGUUGGUGUGAUCAUUGGUGUAAUGUUGCCUGAAUGCUAUUCUUGUAUAAUUUUUUUCGCAUCAGUCUGGCUAUCUAGAUCUUUCUGGUUCCUACUGCAACAUUGCAAGGUGAUAGUUCCAUGAGAAUGGGGGAAAAUGCAAUUGGUAUCAGGUGGACAAAAUAAUUUAUACACCGGGAAGUUGAUCUAGUGUGUAGUAUUAAGAUGUCACCCUCCCAUGUUUUUCCCACAUUUUAGACAAUGUUCAAUCAAUCAUGGGGUUUAGCAAAGAAACCCAAUAACUUUUUUCAUGGUAUGAAUUGUGAUGUGAAAAGCAUGUGAAUAGAAAACUCAUGAAGUUAAGGAUAUUUUGAUGCAAAAUA